UGCUGUUCAGAGGUAAACUGUAAAAUCAAAGAUGGCGGCAGUAGUGGAAUCACAAGGACCGGCAAAAAUCGGUGAAGAAGGUGACUCCCAAGUCAGUUAUCCACUUACUUUACUMUACUGCGGAGUAUGCACGAUGCCAGUCGAGUACUGUGAAUUUAGCCCAGAAGCAGAGAAAUGUAAAGAAUGGUUAAAAGAAAAUGAUCCAGAUCUAUAUGAUGAAAUGAAUCAAGUGGCAGAAGGAGUAGGUGGAAUGGAUAUCAAUGAUAAAGACAAAAAGAGGCAGACAAGAGGAGGGCGAGGGAAAAUAAAAUUACCAAAGAAAAAGAAUGCACCAAAGAAAAUCCAAAUUUCAAGAACACAGAGAAAUAAAAAGAAAUAUGUUACCAUAGUAACUGGACUUGCAACAUUUGAAAUCGAUUCAAAGAAAGCUGCAAAAGCAUUUGCACAAAAAUUUUCAUGUGGUUCUUCAGUUAGUGGUGAUGAUGAAAUAUCCAUUCAAGGUGAYGUUACAGAUGACCUGUGGGACUUUAUUCCUGAAAAAUGGCCAGAGAUUGAUGAAGAUAGCAUAGAAGACCUUGGUGAUGUUAAAAGAUGAGAGMAGAGACAAUUCAUUUUCAUGCUGUGACUUCAAAAACAYACUAAAAAUAAUGAACAMUGGCAGAAAGGGAAAAUUACCAACAAAAAUGCAUCUGAACUCAAAACGCAUCUACAGUAGUAUGACUGCAAAAAUAUACAAUUUUUACUAUUYAUAGUAGUAAAAAAAUAAUAAGCUAAUAAUCUAGAAUUUUGUCAUCACCCCAUUGCAAAGGUCAGGGAUGUCAGAGCAUGUUUACUCUUGGGGUUGCUAAGAGUUUAGAUUUUAUAUAAGGCUUUUUUGCUGUGAUGUUGUUUGAUGAUGCAGCUAGUUUUAGAGAUUUAAAGAAGGGGUGGGACAUAGUCCACAAUCUUCAACAUCCCUAAAAGUACAUAUGUAGUCUAUCUUGUUAGUGUAGAAAAUAGGAGCUAAAGGUACAACAUUUAGAUAAACUGAUAUACUGAAAAUAUUGUUCAACUUGCAUCUUUUUGCUGAAGUUUUUAGCCUUUCGGAACUGAUUAUAAUAAUUUUGCAUGGGCCCCCUCUAACAUGGUUUUUUGUUUGGGUGCCCCCUCAAAACCACCAGACCCCCCCUCCCGACAAAAAAUGAUCACUCCCUUAUUCUCUAACUACAUGUAUAUAAAGUGUUGGUCAUGUCGAAUAUUGGCAAGCAUMUAUAAAUGAAUGAAAUUGAUAAAGACUGGAUCACUUGUUGUCUUUUUCUUUUUAUUUGAAAAAAUGAAACUUUUUACCAUAUAUGAUAAUUUUCUCGCUUUCUGAUUGGUCGAGAGCCGUAGUAAAUAAAAGCAGAAACUCAUAAGUUAAUUUAUGAGUUUCUGAUAAAAGUACAUACCACAGUCGCUGCUUUGCUUGCAAUUAACUUUGAUACUUUAAAGAAAAACAAUGUACUUUCCCGACUUUUCUGUCAUUGGAAAUUUCUGACUGGGCAGACAAAGCGAAAAAAGUAAUACCAUUAUUUGUUGAAAUAAAUGUAUUGGUUCAGUUUGAAA
Molecule: messenger RNA, 1584 nt
Organism: Exaiptasia diaphana
Lineage: Eukaryota; Metazoa; Cnidaria; Anthozoa; Actiniaria; Aiptasiidae
Product: density-regulated protein homolog
Exons: 7
Coding region: 32-595 (187 amino acids)
Biological process (GO): translation reinitiation; formation of translation preinitiation complex
Molecular function (GO): translation initiation factor activity; mRNA binding
Source: RefSeq, a predicted model, not a curated record